AAUAUUUGUCGGCACAGGGCUCUGCACUGUAGUCGCCUCGCUUUUUUGGAAAACGUUUUCUUCAUUUUUUGUGCUGGUGAUUUUUUUAUAAUUUAAGAAUUAUUUUCAUUUAAAAUAUAAAACAAUUGUUGAAAAAAUAUAAUAUAGAAUAAAAUUAAUCAUACUACUGUAUGAUUAGAGGUGGCGAGAUUUGCGAAAAAUGUCUAUACCACCAUAUAUGAUACCGCCCAAUGCUUGGGCGGCACAAAUUAUGGCCCAGCAGCAGGCUCAAGCCUAUGCUGCUGCAGCCCAGGCCCAACAAGCACAGAUGCAUGCCCAUCAAAUGGCUAAUCAAAUACAGCAGAUACCACCACCUGGAGCACCGCUGCCACCACCACCCCAGCAAGUGGGUAUGCCGCCACAAGCGGUACAGGCUCAAUUAGGACAAAUCCCUACGCCCAAACCAGAUAUACCUGAGGAAAAGCUGCAGGAAAAGGCUAUGAAAUGGCAGCAAUUGCAAUCGAAACGUUUUGCUGACAAACGUAAAUUCGGCUUUGUGGAUGCCCAAAAAGAAGAUAUGCCUCCCGAACAUAUUCGUAAGAUUAUACGUGAUCAUGGUGAUAUGACAUCGCGCAAAUAUCGUCACGAUAAACGUGUCUACUUGGGUGCUUUAAAAUACAUGCCACAUGCUGUACUUAAACUUUUGGAAAAUAUGCCCAUGCCCUGGGAACAAAUAAGAGAUGUACAGGUACUAUAUCAUAUAACGGGUGCCAUCACCUUUGUCAAUGAAAUACCUUGGGUUAUAGAACCCGUAUACAUAGCCCAAUGGGGUACCAUGUGGAUUAUGAUGCGUCGUGAAAAACGUGAUCGUCGUCAUUUCAAACGUAUGCGUUUUCCUCCCUUCGAUGAUGAAGAACCUCCCCUUGACUAUGCCGACAAUGUAUUGGAUGUUGAACCUUUAGAAGCCAUACAAAUCGAAUUGGAUCAAGAUGAAGAUGGUUCUGUCUACAAAUGGUUUUAUGACCAUCGUCCUCUUGUUGGUACUCCAUAUGUUAAUGGUUCUACUUACCGCAAAUGGAAUUUGACGCUACCUCAACUGGCUACUCUAUAUCGUUUGGCCAAUCAACUACUUACCGAUUUGGUAGAUGAUAAUUUCUUUUAUCUUUUCGAUCCUAAAAGUUUCUUUACGGCUAAAGCCUUAAAUAUGGCUAUACCUGGUGGACCGAAAUUUGAACCUUUAAUAAAAGAUCAUAAUGUGGGCGAUGAAGAUUGGAAUGAGUUUAAUGACAUUAAUAAAGUUAUUAUACGUCAACCUAUACGUACAGAAUACAGGAUCGCAUUCCCCUAUCUUUAUAAUAAUAUGCCACAUUUUGUGCAUCUUUCAUGGUAUCAUACACCCAACGUUGUCUAUAUCAAAACAGAAGAUCCUGAUUUACCAGCUUUUUAUUUUGAUCCUUUAAUUAAUCCCAUUUCACAUCGUCAUGCUAAUGUCACUAAAAUACCUGAACCAUUACCCGAUGACGAUGAAGAUUUUUCUCUACCCGAAGAAGUACAACCAUUUUUACAAGAUACACCCUUAUACACAGACAAUACCGCCAAUGGUAUAUCUUUGUUAUGGGCACCAAGACCUUUUAACUUAAGAUCUGGCCGUUGUAGAAGAGCUAUUGAUAUACCUUUGGUAAAAUGUUGGUAUAAAGAACAUUGUCCUCCUGGACAUCCCGUAAAAGUACGUGUCAGUUAUCAGAAACUAUUGAAAUAUUAUGUUUUGAAUGCUUUAAAACAUCGCCGACCAAAACCACAACGUAAGAGAUAUCUCUUCCGUUCCUUUAAAUCUACAAAAUUCUUCCAAACUACUACUCUCGAUUGGGUAGAAGCUGGCUUGCAGGUCUGUCGUCAAGGUUAUAAUAUGUUAAAUCUUUUGAUUCAUCGUAAAAAUUUGAAUUAUCUUCAUUUGGAUUAUAAUUUCAAUUUAAAACCGGUCAAGACCUUAACCACCAAAGAACGUAAAAAGUCCAGAUUCGGUAACGCUUUCCAUUUGUGUCGUGAAAUCCUACGUCUUACGAAAUUGAUUAUUGACUCUCAUGUUCAAUAUCGUUUGAAUAAUGUCGAUGCCUUUCAACUGGCUGAUGGUCUACAGUAUAUAUUUGCUCAUGUGGGUCAAUUAACGGGCAUGUAUCGUUACAAAUACAAACUUAUGAGACAGAUACGCAUGUGCAAAGAUUUAAAACAUUUAAUUUACUAUCGUUUCAAUACGGGUCCUGUGGGUAAAGGUCCUGGUUGUGGUUUCUGGGCUCCUGGUUGGCGUGUUUGGUUAUUCUUUAUGCGUGGCAUCACUCCUCUAUUGGAACGUUGGUUGGGUAACUUAUUGUCCCGUCAAUUCGAGGGCCGUCAUUCAAAGGGCGUUGCUAAAACGGUUACCAAACAGCGUGUAGAAUCACAUUUCGAUUUGGAAUUGCGUGCCUCUGUUAUGCAUGAUAUUGUCGAUAUGAUGCCUGAGGGUAUUAAACAAAACAAGGCCAGAACCAUUCUUCAACAUUUAUCCGAAGCUUGGCGUUGUUGGAAGGCCAAUAUUCCCUGGAAGGUACCUGGUCUACCCAUACCUAUUGAGAAUAUGAUUUUAAGAUAUGUCAAAAUGAAAGCUGAUUGGUGGACUAAUACUGCUCAUUAUAAUCGGGAACGUAUACGUCGUGGUGCUACUGUCGAUAAAACUGUUUGUAAAAAGAAUUUGGGUCGUCUAACACGUCUCUAUCUAAAGGCAGAACAGGAACGUCAACAUAAUUACCUAAAGGAUGGUCCUUAUAUAUCACCCGAAGAAGCUGUAGCCAUCUAUACGACCACCGUACAUUGGUUAGAAUCACGUAGAUUUGGUCCCAUACCCUUCCCUCCUUUAUCGUACAAACACGAUACCAAACUUUUAAUUUUAGCCUUAGAACGUCUUAAAGAGGCCUACAGUGUAAAAUCACGUUUAAAUCAAAGUCAACGUGAAGAAUUGGGUCUAAUCGAACAAGCUUAUGAUAAUCCACAUGAAGCUCUAUCACGUAUUAAAAGACAUUUACUAACGCAAAGAGCUUUCAAAGAAGUUGGCAUUGAAUUUAUGGAUUUAUAUAGUCAUUUAAUACCUGUCUAUGAUGUAGAACCUUUGGAAAAGAUUACCGAUGCCUAUUUAGAUCAAUAUCUAUGGUAUGAAGCCGAUAAGAGACGUUUAUUCCCACCAUGGAUUAAGCCAAGCGAUACAGAACCACCACCACUAUUGGCUUAUAAAUGGUGUCAAGGUAUUAACAAUCUUCAAGAUGUCUGGGAUGUAAGUGAAGGCGAAUGCAAUGUCUUACUGGAAAGUCGUUUCGAGAAACUUUAUGAGAAAAUCGAUUUAACACUACUCAAUCGUCUAUUGCGUCUUAUAGUCGAUCAUAAUAUUGCCGAUUAUAUGACAGCCAAAAACAAUGUAGUCAUCAAUUACAAGGAUAUGAAUCAUACCAACAGUUAUGGCAUUAUACGAGGUCUUCAGUUCUCUUCGUUUAUUACACAAUAUUAUGGUUUAGUAUUAGAUCUAUUGGUGCUUGGUUUGCACAGAGCAAGUGAAAUGGCUGGACCACCACAAAUGCCAAAUGAUUUCUUAACUUUCCAAGAUACACCCACAGAGACGGCUCAUCCCAUACGUUUGUAUUGUCGUUAUGUCGAUCGUGUUCAUUUGUUCUUUAGAUUUAGCGCCGAAGAAGCUAGAGAUUUGAUACAACGUUAUCUGACCGAACAUCCCGAUCCAAAUAAUGAAAAUAUUGUGGGCUAUAAUAAUAAAAAAUGUUGGCCACGUGAUGCUCGUAUGCGUUUAAUGAAACACGAUGUUAAUUUGGGCCGUGCUGUUUUCUGGGAUAUUAAAAAUCGUUUACCCCGCUCCGUUACCACCAUUAAUUGGGAAAAUACUUUUGUUUCAGUUUACUCUAAGGAUAAUCCUAAUCUUCUGUUUAACAUGUGUGGUUUUGAGUGCCGUAUUUUACCCAAGUGUCGCACCCAAAAUGAAGAAUUUACUCAUCGUGAUGGUGUUUGGAAUUUACAAAAUGAAGUGACUAAAGAACGUACUGCCCAAUGUUUCUUGCGUGUAGAUGAUGAGUCUUUGGGUCGUUUCCAUAAUCGUGUUAGACAAAUUUUAAUGGCUUCUGGUUCUACUACUUUCACUAAGAUUGUUAACAAAUGGAAUACAGCUUUGAUUGGUUUAAUGACAUAUUUCCGUGAGGCUGUUGUCAAUACCCAAGAACUUUUAGAUCUUUUGGUUAAAUGUGAAAAUAAGAUACAAACCCGUAUUAAGAUUGGUUUGAACUCUAAAAUGCCUUCCCGUUUUCCACCGGUGGUGUUUUAUACACCCAAAGAAUUGGGUGGUUUGGGCAUGUUGAGUAUGGGUCACGUUUUGAUACCGCAAUCCGAUUUAAGAUGGUCUAAACAAACAGAUGUAGGCAUUACGCAUUUCCGUUCUGGUAUGUCCCAUGAUGAGGAUCAAUUGAUUCCAAAUCUCUACCGUUACAUACAACCUUGGGAGAGUGAAUUUAUCGAUUCGCAACGUGUAUGGGCUGAAUAUGCACUGAAACGUCAAGAGGCCAGUACCCAGAAUAGACGUUUAACUCUAGAGGACUUGGAAGAUUCCUGGGAUCGUGGUAUACCCCGUAUUAAUACACUCUUCCAAAAAGAUCGUCAUACUUUAGCCUAUGACAAGGGCUGGCGUAUACGCACCGAGUUCAAACAAUAUCAGGUGCUCAAACAAAAUCCCUUCUGGUGGACCCACCAGCGUCAUGAUGGUAAAUUAUGGAAUUUAAAUAACUAUCGCACAGAUAUGAUCCAAGCCUUGGGAGGUGUAGAGGGUAUUUUGGAACAUACACUCUUUAAGGGUACCUAUUUCCCCACCUGGGAGGGUCUUUUCUGGGAAAAGGCUUCUGGAUUUGAAGAAUCCAUGAAAUACAAGAAAUUGACCAAUGCCCAACGUUCCGGUUUGAAUCAAAUUCCCAAUCGUCGUUUUACACUCUGGUGGUCACCCACCAUUAAUCGUGCCAACGUUUAUGUUGGUUUCCAGGUGCAAUUGGAUUUAACGGGUAUUUUCAUGCACGGUAAAAUACCCACUUUGAAAAUUUCCCUUAUACAGAUUUUCAGAGCCCAUUUAUGGCAAAAAAUACACGAAUCUAUUGUUAUGGAUUUGUGUCAGGUCUUCGAUCAAGAGUUAGAUGCUUUGGAAAUUGAAACGGUACAAAAGGAAACUAUACAUCCGCGUAAGUCAUAUAAAAUGAAUUCUUCUUGUGCAGAUAUUUUGCUUUUCCCCGCCUAUAAAUGGAAUGUUUCAAGACCCUCGUUGCUGGCCGACACUAAAGACACCAUGGACAAUACAACCACACAGAAAUACUGGCUGGAUAUACAGCUACGUUGGGGUGAUUACGAUUCCCACGAUGUUGAACGUUAUGCCAGAGCAAAAUUCUUAGAUUAUACCACAGACAACAUGUCCAUCUAUCCCUCGCCUACGGGUGUCCUCAUAGCCAUAGAUUUGGCUUAUAAUUUGCAUUCUGCCUAUGGCAAUUGGUUCCCUGGUUGCAAAACCCUUAUACAACAAGCCAUGGCCAAGAUAAUGAAAGCUAAUCCUGCUCUUUAUGUUUUAAGAGAACGUAUACGUAAGGCUUUACAAUUGUAUUCUUCGGAGCCUACCGAACCCUAUUUAAGUUCUCAAAAUUAUGGUGAAUUGUUCUCCAAUCAGAUUAUUUGGUUUGUGGACGAUACCAAUGUCUAUCGUGUCACCAUACACAAGACAUUUGAGGGUAAUUUAACUACCAAACCCAUUAAUGGAGCAAUUUUCAUUUUCAAUCCUCGUACGGGCCAACUGUUUUUGAAGAUUAUUCACACUUCGGUAUGGGCGGGUCAAAAACGUUUGGGUCAAUUGGCUAAAUGGAAAACAGCAGAAGAAGUUGCUGCUCUUAUUCGUUCAUUGCCGGUGGAAGAACAGCCUAAGCAGAUUAUUGUUACCCGUAAGGGUAUGUUGGAUCCUUUGGAAGUGCAUUUAUUGGAUUUCCCUAAUAUUGUUAUUAAGGGUUCCGAACUGCAGUUACCAUUCCAGGCUUGCUUGAAAGUGGAGAAAUUUGGUGAUUUGAUUCUAAAGGCUACAGAACCACAAAUGGUUCUUUUCAAUCUAUACGAUGAUUGGCUCAAGACUAUUUCGUCCUACACGGCCUUCAGUCGUUUGAUAUUGAUUUUAAGAGCUUUACAUGUAAAUACCGAAAGAACGAAAAUUAUAUUGAAACCCGAUAAGACCACCAUUACCGAGGCCCAUCACAUAUGGCCGACGCUAACGGAUGAAGAAUGGAUUAAGGUAGAAGUGCAACUGAAAGAUUUGAUUCUAGCCGAUUAUGGUAAGAAGAACAAUGUCAAUGUAGCCUCACUCACGCAAUCGGAAAUUCGUGAUAUUAUUUUGGGUAUGGAAAUCAGUGCUCCUUCGGCUCAACGGCAGCAAAUAGCAGAAAUUGAAAAACAAACAAAAGAACAAAAUCAAUUGACAGCCACCACCACUAGGACUACCAACAAACAUGGUGAUGAAAUCAUUACCUCCACUACCUCAAAUUAUGAAACACAAACGUUUAGCUCGAAAACUGAAUGGCGUGUCAGAGCCAUAUCGGCCACUAAUCUUCAUCUAAGAACAAAUCACAUCUAUGUCAGCUCAGAUGACAUUAAAGAAACGGGCUACACCUAUAUAUUGCCCAAAAAUAUACUCAAGAAGUUUGUCACCAUCUCCGAUUUAAGAGCUCAAAUUGCUGGCUAUUUAUAUGGUGUAAGUCCUCCAGAUAAUCCUCAGGUCAAAGAGAUACGUUGUAUUGUUAUGCCUCCCCAAUGGGGUACACAUCAAACCAUUAAUCUACCCAAUAGCCUGCCAACACAUCAAUACCUUAAGGAUAUGGAACCUUUGGGUUGGAUUCAUACACAACCCAAUGAAUUGCCACAACUAUCACCGCAAGACAUUACCACUCACGCGAAAGUAAUGCAAGAAAAUUCCACUUGGGAUGGUGAAAAAACCAUUAUAAUAACUUGCUCCUUUACACCGGGUUCCUGCUCGCUGACAGCCUAUAAAUUAACACCCUCCGGUUUUGAAUGGGGUUCUAAAAAUACCGACAAAGGUAAUAAUCCCAAGGGUUAUCUACCCUCCCACUAUGAACGUGUACAAAUGCUGCUGUCCAAUAAAUUCUUGGGCUUCUUUAUGGUACCCUCCCAGGGCAGUUGGAAUUAUAAUUUCAUGGGUGUGCGACAUGAUCCCAAUAUGAAAUAUGAUUUGCAAUUGGCAAAUCCUAAAGAAUUCUAUCAUGAAAUUCAUCGUCCUUCUCACUUUUUACUAUUCGCCAACUUGGAGGAUGGUGGUGAUGGUUCGGGAGCUGAUCGUGAAGAUGUUUAUGCUUAAAAUGUUUAGUUUCUGUCUUUAUAUCCUGAAUAUACAUACAUAGCU
Messenger RNA from Lucilia sericata (common green bottle fly), 7435 nucleotides. It is a transcript of the gene Prp8, whose product is annotated as pre-mRNA-processing-splicing factor 8. NCBI's taxonomy places the organism in Eukaryota, Metazoa, Arthropoda, Insecta, Diptera, Calliphoridae. The record is from RefSeq and is a predicted model, not a curated record. Gene Ontology annotation, cellular component: U5 snRNP; catalytic step 2 spliceosome. Gene Ontology annotation, molecular function: U5 snRNA binding; pre-mRNA intronic binding; U1 snRNA binding. The transcript is spliced from 12 exons. Bases 200 to 7390 code for a protein of 2396 amino acids. Gene Ontology annotation, biological process: mRNA splicing, via spliceosome; spliceosomal tri-snRNP complex assembly.